ACUAGUUCGAUUCUGGUUGUGGGCAAAUUGGUUUGCUUUUUUCUUUUCUGCCUUUUUCCUCCUCGCCCAUUGCCCCGUCCCACGACCCACCUGUAAACCCACCCCCCCUUUCAAUUCACAGAGCCUCACCCCCCAAGUAACAGUUACUUGCCGGUUUGUACCCGGCUAAUCUACUAACCAGUGAGACUCAAUCCGUUCCAAAAUCACGAGCCGAUCAACAAGAGAAGUGAAGUGCCCAUGAUGAACACCCGACCAGGCGCCGAUCCCGUGCCGCAGGCGGUGGUGUCCGGAUUCGUCCCGGCCCCGGGGCCGAUCGCCGACGCCGUCCUGCGCGCCGUCUACGUCUCCGACCAGGACAUGUACCCGGUCGCGCUGCCCUACGCCCGGCUGCGCGCCUGGCCCGACGCCUGCGGGGACCUGAGCAUCUGCUUCCGCUCUUCUUCCUCCUCCUCCUCCUCCUCCUCCUCCUCCUCCUCUACCCCCCCUUUACCACCCCCGUCACCAGGGCGAGGAGCAGGCAGCGCCGCCCCGGGCGGCCGCGACGGUGAGAGUGACGGUGACGGUCAGAGUGGCGGGCACGGUCGCCGCACUUCGGAGGAGGAGGAGAAGGAGGAGGGCGGUGUGGCGGCAGCGGAGGAAGAGGAGGAGGCGGUGGCGGUGGCGGGCGUGGUCAUUGUGCUUCCCCUGCGGAGGCGGUUCUGGGAGGAUCUGCUGCAGGGGCGACUGAAGGAGUGGGAGAUCGAGCCGCGGGACAUGUUUGCGUUCCCUGUAGCAACAACAGCGGCAGCGGCGGCAGCAGCGAGAAGCGCAAGUCCAGGGGACCGAACUAGCGUGGGGGAGCAGCAAGGCGCAGAGGAGGUCGGGCUGCACGUCUAUCAUAUCGAGCGAUUCGAUAGCACCGUGUCUAGCGGGCAGGGGACCAAGCGGUUCUCGGAGUUUGCUCUGGCCGAGGUGAUGAGGAGGGCGCGGGCCAGGCCGGAGUGGAAGGUUGUGGGCAUGUCAGCACUUACUGCGACUCCCGCAGGGAAGAGGACGUUUGAACGCCUGGGCUUCUCCUCAACCGGUUACCGAGAGCUGUUUGUCGCCAAGAGUCACGAGCAGGUUACCGGCGAGGCCAUCGACAAGCGGCCGCUGGAGAUAGUUUACGUUUAUCCGGGAGAGGUGGCAGAGCCAGACGGGGUGUUCGAAGAGGGUGUCAUAACGACAGUGUCCGAGAUGACGGUGAGAUAUUAUAAUAUCUUGAUUGAUCUCGGCAGAGCGGAAUGAUACUCGGCUCCGGGAAACCGAGGAAAAAAGGCCGUGCUCCGACUAAUCAGACUACCGAAGGAGUCAGCUUCCGAGAUUAGAGGGCCAUUGACUACGCCGCGCAGAUAAAUCGUUGGACCUCCGGCUGCUCAAUUACUACCUCAAGUGGUUGUUAGCCACAGGUAUUAUUAUCUCUCGCUUCAGUAGCAGCCUUCAACCACGACAACCCCAAUGAGAUCGGGG
Thermothelomyces thermophilus ATCC 42464 is the source of this 1488-nucleotide messenger RNA. RefSeq lists its product as uncharacterized. The record is from RefSeq and is a predicted model, not a curated record. Bases 238 to 1266 code for a protein of 342 amino acids. The transcript has 2 exons. NCBI's taxonomy places the organism in Eukaryota, Fungi, Ascomycota, Sordariomycetes, Sordariales, Chaetomiaceae.